Syngnathus acus (greater pipefish) is the source of this 3607-nucleotide messenger RNA. RefSeq names its product amphoterin-induced protein 1-like. Bases 180 to 1649 code for a protein of 489 amino acids. Gene Ontology annotation, biological process: brain development. Gene Ontology annotation, molecular function: protein binding. The transcript is spliced from 2 exons. Lineage: Eukaryota; Metazoa; Chordata; Actinopteri; Syngnathiformes; Syngnathidae. The record is from RefSeq and is a predicted model, not a curated record.
UCGUUUGUUGUGAUGUAGUGGCUGUCGGGGACAGAAAGAAAGAAAGAAAGAAAGAAAGAAAGACACCGGCCGAUCCUGUUCAGGAGCGCCUCGCGGGAUAUUGGACCCAGGACUCUGCGUGUUGCAAGGAGCAACCACAUGGUCCAAGACUCUCCUCCACUGUGAAGACUGCUGACACAAUGGGGAGACUGGACAUACCUCAUCGGAGGAGCAUCUUUCUUCUUGUUGGGCCUCUGCUUUGGUCGCUUCACGCCAGUGGACAGUUGAUAGGAAGCCCGCUGGACUGCCAAAAUCUGUGCGUGUGCGCAAGCAACAUCAUCAGCUGCUCAAAAGGGAAUCUCACCAACCCCCCUACCCGCCUUCCCAAAUACACAACGGUGCUGGACCUCAGCUUCAACUCCAUCGGCAGACUGCGGGCGGAGUGGACGCCCGUCCUGAGUCGACUCCACACGCUGCUCCUCAGCCACAACGGUCUCUCCUUCCUCUCUUCGGCGGCGUUUGUGCACGUGACAAAGCUGCGUUACCUGGACUUAUCUGCCAACCAGCUCCGCCAGCUGGAUGAAAACAUGUUCGAGCCGCUGGAGAACUUGGAGGUGCUGCUGCUUUAUAAGAACAGCAUUUCGCAGAUUGAACGUUUCGCCGCUUUCUCGGGACUGGCCAACCUGCAGAAGCUCUACCUGAGCCAGAAUCUCAUCUCGCGCUUCCCCUUGGAGCUGGUGAAGGAGCGAAGCCGCAUGGAGACCCUCACACUGCUGGAUGUCUCGUCCAACCGGAUCAAAGCGCUGACGUUACUCGAGCUUCGAGCUCUGCCCGCGUGGAUCAAAAACGGCCUGUACUUCCACAACAACCCCCUGCCGUGCAGUUGUGAUCUUUUCGACGUGGUUGCACACUGGCAACUCAAAGAUCUCAGCUCGGUCGUGGACUUUAAGGAUGAGCACACUUGUAUCCUUGCGGGUCAGCCCAAACGAAAAGUGCUCACCCUUGACCUGGACAAAGCUUAUUUGAACUGCAGCGAGGUCAAGCUAACGGAUAGAGAAGCGUAUCUGGAGCAGGUUGUGGUGUUGGACUGUGACACCAAGCAGAAAGACAUGGUAAAGACCUGGGCCUUGCCAGGGAACAUCCUGGUAUCUUCAGCAAACAAAAGCACAAGGAUACUUCCGGACGGAAACCUUCAGCUCGGACCUUUGAGGGAAGACGACUCGGGCGUGUACACCUGCUACGCCAUCGGAGACGCCCUUAACGAGACGAUUAACAUCACCGUGGUGGUUUUUAACUCAACCAUGAUCCCCGGCUUGGAGAACCUGAAGACUGCAUACACCACCCUCAUAGCAUGCCUUAUCAGCAUUGUGAUGGUUUUCAUCUACCUCUACCUCACACCUUGCCGCUGCGCCUGUUGUCCAGGUCAGGAACUGGAGAAAAAUGACCCGACAGGCAGCCUCCACUCCUCCAACGUCAGCAACGCCCAAAGCCAUCAAGAGACUGGACCGGAACGAGGGAAUGAGGGCGAUAAAGACUCCUCAUUUGACACCAAGGACUUGUUAGAGCAGAACGGGUUGAACCCAAAAGGUGAAGAAGUUUGGAAGGUGGGGAACAAGAAGAGGAAGGCAUCUGUUAGCUCUGUGAGCUCAGACACCCCCAUGAUGGUGUAAAAGUGUUUGAGGGAGUGGAAAAACUGCUAUGCAUGCUUGUGAUUGAUGGUUACCAGUCACUGGCGGAGCUAGAAUUUUUUUUUCUUUUUUUUUUCUUUGAGGGGUGGCACAGAUAUCUCUGGUAGGCGGCAAAACAAACAAAAAAAUCGUACAAAAUGCACAAAAAAUUCAUUUUAUGUUCUCUACCAGUUUGUUCAUAGUGCAAGAGGGAUUCUACUGAAUAUUCUCGGCAAUGUAUCCAAUCUCUUAGUGGUUGGUAUCCAGGAAGCUUUCUUUGCUCAGGGGACACAAAUGGAAGGACCUGAAAGGUUCUAGCCAUUACUGCCCAACCCUGAGUAAACCAGAUGGCCACAAAAACAUUAGCGCGGUCAACACACAAGCAGCAAGCGUCACAUCAGACAACAAUAGAGCGGACAACAGAUAAGUAAAACCUGACAUAAAUAAUGUCAUGACUCAAAGAACUUUACCAUUAAAGAGUAAUAAUAGCAAAUAUAUCUAGCUACAAAGUACAUAUACAGUAAAUAUGGUCGAACAACAAUUGUCACAUGGGAAAAUUUAUAGGAUUGAAUGUUUUUUUCUUUUCUUUUGAUUAAUUUGCCUUACUUGCACUUGCCGUAAGGAUCACACUGAAAAGGAAAAACAAAUAUACACAAUGAGAAUAUAAAACCAUCGUGGAUCCUCAUCUCACACUGUUGAUUUUAGGUUUAGGCACAUGGCUUAUUUUUACAACAUUGUCGUCGUAACAUUACAACUUACUGUACGUACUUUUCCCAGUGUGGCCCUUUAGUAGCAUUUCAACCCUCAUGGUGCUUAUUUUUAAACUUGAAUGGUCCCUCAUUAUAAUGUAGCAAAGAGGCAUAAAUAUAUUUCCUGAAUGUAAAUGUUGUGUAAAAGUUGUUGUUCAUGUUAUGAUGCAUCAAUUAUACAAGACUAAAGACAACAUAAAUGAUGCAAGUAACCAAUACGGAGGAUCUGUAUUCCUUGUUUUACUAAAGCCAUGAAAUGCUACCUGCUAAAAAGAUGACAUCAUCGUCUCUCACUUUAAUGCUGAUUUAAUGCCUGCGAUAUUAUGCGACCUUGUGGCUAAGGCUAGAGGUUCUAUGGCGGCUCGUAUAAAUAGAAGCAGUGGCAGGGGGCAGGCUUGGUGAGUAGCACAUCGAAUAUUUAAGAGGUCACUGGCAAUAUUUCUGUGGAAGAGCUCAGCACUGUGGUGUUUUAUCUCAGAACAUUAUUGCCGUUCAGUGUUCACUCCCACUUCAGACCUACUCCACUGUGUAUUUUCUUCUCGACAUUAUAACUCUGGAAUCAAAAAAAAUUUCAAGGAAUGAAAUGAUUACUGUUCUUUCAUAUUAAUGUUAUCUAAUCCAUCCAUAUACUGUUUAUAUUGUUUUCAUUAUGUGGACAAAAAAAACACAUAUUUACCUCAAGACAUGAAUUAGAAAGGAGAUUUCGUCUCUAUGUCCCAACUGGGAAUGCCGUAAGCCCGAUGACAGAUUUGCAGAGAAUUUCAAAACACGACCUAUAAGCAUCAUGUUACACAGCAAAGCUGACCUGACGUGUGUGUGUGUAUAUCAGACUUCAAUCUGCUAAGUGGCAGAGACGCCUUCUGGCUCAUGUUACUGUAUUACACUAAUACAGACCGUCUUGAUGACUUGAGAGUGAAACGGGAGAUCACGGAGAUGGAUGGAGUGCAAAAUGUCAAGUAUCCUUGUGUCCAUGUUCUAUCCCGUGCGCUGUCUUAUUUGAAGUGUAAAUCACAUGAUCCUCCCUCACAUAGUAAUCUAGUACCUUCUCCUUUGGGGUCUUUUGCCUUCUACCAAUAAACCGUGACAAUAUAAGGGGCCGGUGCGGCAAAUUUUAAUUGAGUGUGAAACGUCACCCUUAAUGAUUGAAGCGGUCUGCGCUUCUCAUGUUACCAUGUUUACUCACAACACACAGUAGCUGUUCACCACAGUCGA